UACGGCUGACAGAAAAAGAGGAACAUCCGACACUCAAUACAGGUGUGGAAAUCUGGUUUUAGGAAAUACUUGACUUUGCACCAUUAAACUGUGCAAUUUUACAACAGUUAUAUUUGAUGCAUUACAUCAGUCACUCUUUUUUUUUUAAUUUAAACUACAUCAGACAUUACCUUUGAAAUGGCUGGAAACAGAGGGAAACAAUGGGUUCUUCUUGUGUCUGGAUCAAGGGGCUGGGAAAAUUACAGACACCAGGCCAAUGUGUGCCACGCAUAUCAGAUGAUGCGUCAGAAUGGAAUUCCUAAUGAGCAGAUCGUGGUGAUGAUGUAUGAUGACAUCGCUUACAAUAAGAAAAACCCAUAUCCUGGAGAAAUUAUCAAUGAACCACACGGGUCAAACGUCUAUCCAGGGGUUCUUAAAGACUACACUAGAACUGAUGUGACACCUGAGAACUUCCUGGCUGUACUUAAAGGUGAUGCACGUGCCGUGAGAAAGCAUGAAAACAGGGGAUCUGAAAAAGUAAUCAAAAGUGGAGAAAAUGACACAAUAUUCGUCUACCUGUCAGAUCAUGGAGGUUUUGGCACUUUUUGUUUUCCGAAGAGCACACUUUAUGCCUGUGAUCUCAUUGACACGAUCUCUGAAAUGGUGAGAGCUAAGAAAUUUUCAAAGAUGGUGAUAUAUAUGGAAAGCUGUCAUUCUGGAUCAAUGUUCAGCCACCUCCCUAAGUAUGUUCAUGUGUACGGAGUGUCUUCAAGUAAAGCUGUUCAGACCACCUCUGCCUGUUAUUAUGAUAAAGAAAGAAAGACCUAUCUCACUGAUGAAUUCUCAGCUGCCUGGAUGUUCUACAAUGAAUCGAAUUAA
Messenger RNA from Xyrauchen texanus (razorback sucker), 858 nucleotides. RefSeq names its product legumain-like. Gene Ontology annotation, molecular function: cysteine-type endopeptidase activity. The coding region runs from base 178 to 858 and encodes 226 amino acids. Lineage: Eukaryota; Metazoa; Chordata; Actinopteri; Cypriniformes; Catostomidae. Gene Ontology annotation, biological process: vacuolar protein processing. The record is from RefSeq and is a predicted model, not a curated record. The transcript has 9 exons.